AUGCCACCAAAAGGAAAUCAAAUUCACGUAAGCAAUAUUCAAAGUUUGGCUAAAAAUGAAGAAGUAGAAUAGUUGCUAUCAAGCAUUGGACCAUUGGCAGAGUGGACACCAAAGUAUUAGAGUAACUUAAAUUGAUAGACGAGAGGGAGAAGUGAAAUUCUCAUGUAUGGCUGAGUAUUAUGAUGAAUUUACAGCCAAUAUUGCAGUGGAGACAUUGAAUGGUUACAAAUUUUAGGGGAGAGAAUUGAAAGUGAAAUCGCAAGCAAAUAUAAGCACGUACAAAAUAUGUAUGAUUUGUUUAUUAUAUGUUUUUUUAUUACAGUACCUUAUGCUAUCGAGAAAGUGAAUUAUAAAACAUCGAAUACAUAUAGUAUGGGUUUGCCUUUAGAGGAAUUUUACGGCAGUCUCACGACCACUAAAAAAUUGGCAAUUGUCAUAGAUUUGAAACAGGCCUUUUAAAAUAGAGAGGACUUGUUGGAGAAACUUCUGCUGGAGAAUCCAAGAAUGAGCGAAUUCAUUUUGAAAAUUCAGAAAGAUGUGAUGAAGGAAUUUAAAGCAAGUAAUAGUAAAUAUUGAAUAACAAGAUAAUACUAAUAACAAUGACAUUUCGCAUAAUAGUCACUAUCAACAAUUUCAGGUACAUUCUAAUUUAUUUUUAGAAUCACCAAAGAUAUUGA
Molecule: messenger RNA, 677 nt
Organism: Paramecium octaurelia
Lineage: Eukaryota; Ciliophora; Oligohymenophorea; Peniculida; Parameciidae
Source: the annotation of a GenBank genome assembly